AUGUCCAGUUUGCAGAACAACAAUGUGUGUCAAAUGCAUGUCACCUUUUUGUUCUUCAUAAAACCAUGCAAGAAGGAACAACACAUCAAAACAUUUGGGGCAAAUCAAAUUAUAUUGGAAACUCUUCAAGACUACAAUCCUAAAGCUCAUUUCAACAUCCAGUUGGAUGAUAUCAAUGGGGCUUGUAAACUUGAUUGGGGUUCAGAGGAAUCUGAAACUCAUCAACAUCAAGAUAGCCUGCUCAACAACUCCAAUGUGAUUGCAAAUACUAAAAAUCCACCUGAAGACGCAAAAGGAGCCAACAAAACUGGUGAUGACAAGAGUCUAACAGUUACAACUGAUGAUGAUGAUGAAGCAGAAGGAUUGCUAGAGCUGAAAUCUGACAAAACAAAUACUAGGAACCACAAGAUAGCUAGCAAGAAUUGUGUCCCGGGGAGACCUGAAAAGACAGCAGUGUUGAAGAGAACAGUAACUUACAGCCCGUGUGCCAUAUCGAGCUGUUUACAAAGUCAAUUUGGCCAUGUGGGGAAGACAGACAGGCCUCUAGCCACUGAACUCAAGGCUGUGAUCCAUGGGCUGAAAGUUGAGGUAGAUGCAGAACCUCUACCACAUCUCUUUACUCUCACAUUAGAGGUAGCUCAAUUGGUGUUGGAUUUGAAUGAAUACAAUGCCAUAUUGUUUUGUCACCUCACUCAAAUCUUUCCUCACAAAACACUCACCAUCAGAAAACUUGUCACACAAGAAAUUUGCCCACAGAAAGAAAAAUAUAUUGAAGAUCAAAUUGAUCUAAGGAUUGGUCGUCUUCAGGUUCUUGUUGACAAAGCCAUGAUGAAUAUCAUGAUAAAUCAUGAGAAGGCUUUGGCCAAUUGGCAAUUAGCUAUGGAUGAAUUGGAACAGGAAUCAAACUUACAAAAGACUGAGUCUUAUGCUUCAACAGAACAUUCUUUGAUCAAUAAUAUGUCCUCCAAAAGUGGACCUCAAAUUGUGGAUGGACAACAUAGGUUUGAGGUGUAG
Messenger RNA from Melampsora larici-populina 98AG31, 1014 nucleotides. RefSeq lists its product as uncharacterized. The record is from RefSeq and is a predicted model, not a curated record. The transcript is spliced from 6 exons. Lineage: Eukaryota; Fungi; Basidiomycota; Pucciniomycetes; Pucciniales; Melampsoraceae. The coding region runs from base 1 to 1014 and encodes 337 amino acids.